AUGACGAUGGUCAUUGAGAAUCAGAACCGCCAGUACGGCGGCAUGGGGGGCUUCGACCAUGCGUACCAGAACAAUAUGCACCACACCCACUCGCCUCAGUUCACAGAUCCAUGGACGCACACUUCUUCCCACUCGAAUCCACCCGUUUAUCCUACCACCUCUAUAGGCGCGAGCCAGAUGAGUAUGAGUCCCGUCAAGCACGAGGACGUGGCCAGACCAACGGCCAUUUCGCUGCCCUACUCUAGUAUUCCGGUUUCUGCUCCGUCACUGGUGGCCGGCAGCACCUACUCAUCAGCUGGGUAUGGAGGAUCAGAACUGUUGAACAUGCACCACGAUAUUCCGCGCUCCACUUUUGACGCUGCCCCUUCAUACACCGCAGCCACCCCUAUUAACAACUUUACACCUGCCAAUUAUACCUCUAUGGGAUAUGCACCAGGACUACAGCAAGAUGCGCGCCGCAUGUCUGAGGCCAGAAUACCUCAGCCUUCUGCGUCGUACAGCGAUGCCAUCGAUGCCAGUCGUGGAAUGGUCGCUCUUAGCCAGGAUUUGACUCCGCGGGGGAUCUAUGCUCCUCGGAGCUCUCGAGGGUCAGCAGAUUCUUAUGGAUUCCCUUCUACACAUUCAUCCGUGUCUUCCAUGUCGUCAGCCAGCAAUUACCCAUACUACAGUGCCUCAGUCGCAUCAGUGGACUCCUCUGUGACGGAUUAUAGUUCGACCUCAGACCAAUACGAUGGCCUGCCUUCGCGAACACUCCCCCGGCCAAACGGUCUUUUGGGCGCUGCCGCGCCUUCUGGUCCUCAGUCGAUGAUGGGACAGUUCAGCUCGAAGAUGCCGUCCAAUGCACAGAAGAAGCACAAAUGCAAGGUUUGCGAUAAGCGGUUUACGCGCCCGUCAUCUUUACAAACCCACAUGUACAGCCAUACUGGCGAGAAGCCGUAUGCGUGUGAUGUCGAAGGCUGCGGUCGUCAUUUCUCUGUUGUAUCGAAUCUGCGUCGUCACAAAAAGGUCCACAAAGGGGAGAAGGAGACCGGAUCUGGCGAAGAUGAAGAUUAG
Talaromyces stipitatus ATCC 10500 is the source of this 1053-nucleotide messenger RNA. Its product is annotated as C2H2 conidiation transcription factor FlbC. Gene Ontology annotation, biological process: regulation of transcription by RNA polymerase II. Gene Ontology annotation, molecular function: DNA-binding transcription factor activity, RNA polymerase II-specific; RNA polymerase II cis-regulatory region sequence-specific DNA binding. Bases 1 to 1053 code for a protein of 350 amino acids. The record is from RefSeq and is a predicted model, not a curated record. The transcript has 2 exons. Lineage: Eukaryota; Fungi; Ascomycota; Eurotiomycetes; Eurotiales; Trichocomaceae. Gene Ontology annotation, cellular component: nucleus.